Poecilia latipinna (sailfin molly) is the source of this 1986-nucleotide messenger RNA. RefSeq names its product cytoplasmic phosphatidylinositol transfer protein 1-like. The record is from RefSeq and is a predicted model, not a curated record. The transcript has 8 exons. Gene Ontology annotation, cellular component: cytoplasm. The coding region runs from base 16 to 1119 and encodes 367 amino acids. Lineage: Eukaryota; Metazoa; Chordata; Actinopteri; Cyprinodontiformes; Poeciliidae. Gene Ontology annotation, molecular function: phosphatidylinositol binding; phosphatidylinositol transfer activity. Gene Ontology annotation, biological process: phospholipid transport.
GCACGAGCAGUAAAAAUGUUGUUUUCACUCUCGCUUUAUUAUCCAGAUGCGUGGCCUGAUUUUGCUCCUGCACAAGCACCGACUGUUCAGACUGAUCAACAUAAAUGUCUAAUUGUAUUUAUUAAAUUCAACGAUUUAACAACAAGCUUGUCUGCUCUCUCUCUUGUCGUUCAGUACUGUAUCGGCCAGCUGUACAUGAUCAGCAAACACAGCCAUGAACAGAGUGAACGUGGAGAAGGUGUGGAAGUGGUGCAGAACGAGCCCUACGAGGAUCCAGAGCAUGGAUCAGGCCAGUUUACAGAAAAACGGAUCUACCUCAAUAACAAGCUGCCCAGCUGGGCCAGGGCAGUGGUUCCUAAAAUUUUCUAUGUCACAGAGAAGGCCUGGAACUACUACCCAUACACCAUCACAGAGUACACAUGCUCCUUCCUGCCCAAGUUUUCCAUCCACAUAGAGAGCAAAUAUGAGGAUAACAAAGGAAACAAUGACAAUAUCUUUGGAAGUGAGCCCAGAGAGGAGGAAACAGAAGUGUGUUUUGUGGACAUUGCCUACGAUGAGAUCCCUGAGCGCCACUACAAAGAAUCAGAGGACCUUCGACAGUUUAAGUCAAAGAAGACAGACAGGGGCAGCCUGCAGGAAGGAUGGAUCGACACCCAGGACCCCAUCAUGUGCUCGUACAAACUGGUCACAGUUAGGUUUGAAGUGUGGGGACUGCAGACACGCGUGGAGCAGUUUGUGCACAAGGUGAUACGAGACGUCCUGCUUCUGGGACACAGGCAGGCCUUUGCGUGGGUGGAUGAGUGGAUUGACAUGACCAUGGAGGAGGUGAGGGAGUAUGAGCGAGCCACACAGGAAGCUACUAAUCUGAAAAUUGGGACCUUUCCUCCAGCCAUCUCCAUCUCAGAGACCCCUCUGGCGUCCACCACCCGCAGCGGCCCCAACAGCGCCCCGUCCACUCCCCUUUCCACCGAAGCUCCGGACUUCCUGUCUGUGCCCAAGGAGCGACCCAGAAAAAAGUCCGCUCCAGAGACCUUGACCCUGCCCGAUCCAGGCCGCAGGGAUUCACUCUUCAAGCUGCCAAGUUUUUUCUCCUGGAACUCCAGUCCACAACCCGAAUGAGAACCGAGCCUUGUUCUCGACCUGCGGAUCAGUAUAGGAUGCUUGCUUUGCGCAUCCAACAUGGCCCCCCCACUUCCCUCUUGCUCCUGGCCAGUUUAAGUGACGGAGGCUUUUCACAGUUCUGGUCAUCCUCGACCUCAGUAGUGUUCCUGGUGUUACAGAAAAGUCAGCAGCUCCCAGACUGCCUUUACAGGUAGACAGUCUGCCCUCUCCCAAAGCCUCUGAGGUGCAAAAAGCUGCAAAGUUUGUUCAGCAAAGAACACGACAAAGAAUCUCAGUCAUUUCUUGGUUUUAGCAGAACAUCCAUGCCAGACAUCCAAGCUCAGGGUGUCUCGAUUUACAGUUUCAUUCAGCACAAAAUUCGAUUUUUUGCUUUUUCACCUUCAAACAUCUGGAUCUUUGUUAGCCGGAGGUCGUUGUUCAUUCUUUGUAUUGAUGUAGUGAAAGAGGUUUUGACGGAUCGUGUUGCAUAAUGUGACUGCUAAAUAUAAAGAGUUUUACACUCAAGUGUACAGCGACCGGGUAAUCUUGUAUAUACGACAUGAACAUGAUUUAAUCAACACAAUGCACGCACUUAAAAAGAUUUAAACUCCAGUGAUGAAGCUGCUAUAAUUUCUGUUGUGUACAUUACGUAUGUGUUUAUAUUAUCUCUGCCAUAUUUUUGUCUCCUGGUGGUAUAACUUGACAUUAAGCUGCUUUUAAAAUAUUUGUCAAUUAAUCGUUAUGUCUUUUUGCUGUCAUACUUGACGUGUUUUACCCAAGGUUUUUAUCGAGUGAUCAUGUGGUCUUCAGCUGCUAUAUUCAUUUUGUUCAUUUUCAAGUAAAGUUUUGUAUGCAGUAAGUCAAAUUAAAUCACAUCUGAAGCUA